Scleropages formosus (Asian bonytongue) is the source of this 2077-nucleotide messenger RNA. RefSeq names its product ddb1 and cul4 associated factor 13 (gene dcaf13). Gene Ontology annotation, biological process: maturation of SSU-rRNA from tricistronic rRNA transcript (SSU-rRNA, 5.8S rRNA, LSU-rRNA). Gene Ontology annotation, molecular function: protein binding. The transcript has 11 exons. Bases 148 to 1485 code for a protein of 445 amino acids. Lineage: Eukaryota; Metazoa; Chordata; Actinopteri; Osteoglossiformes; Osteoglossidae. The record is from RefSeq and is a predicted model, not a curated record. Gene Ontology annotation, cellular component: nucleolus; small-subunit processome.
UCCUGUAAACAAAGAUGGCGUCCUGAGCUCCGGGUUGAGGCACGCGUGGAUGCUAGUUCGUUGUUUUUCCACCUUGUUUACUAGUAUUUCUUUCAAAGAAAGUUUUAUUUCACAGCGAAGUCUGAUAUCCAGAGAGCGAAGAAGAAGAUGAAAGUGAAGGUGCUGUGCCGAAACCCGGACGACUAUGUCCGCGAAACCACCAGAGACAUCCAGCGUGUCCCCAGAAAUUAUGACCCCACGCUGCACCCAUUUGAGGUGCCGAGGGAAUACACUCGGGCAAUGAACGCCACCAAGCUGGAACGCGUGUUCGCCAAGCCCUUCGUGGCGGCACUAGAUGGCCAUAGGGAUGCGGUGAACUGCAUGGCGAAGCAUCCGACCAGUCUGUCCACGCUGCUGUCUGGCUCCUGUGACGGAGAGGUCAAAGUGUGGAACUUGCCCACGAAGAAGUGUGUCCGCACGCUGCAGGCGCACGAGGGGUUUGUUCGAGGAAUGUGUGCGCGCUUCUGCGGAACCUCGUUUUUCACGGUUGGUGAUGAUAAGACCAUCAAACAGUGGAAAAUGGAAGCACCUGGUUAUGGAGAGGAAGAAGAACCACUGAAUAUGAUUCUGGGAAAGACCGUGUACACCGGUAUCGACCACCACCAGAAGGAAGGCGUGUUUGCGACUUGCGGUCAGCAGGUGGACAUCUGGGAUGAGCAAAGGAGCAGCCCCAUCCGCUCAUUCACCUGGGGGGUGGACAGUGUGAGCUGCGUGCGCUUCAACCCUGUGGAGACGGAGCUUCUUGCCAGCUGUGCUUCAGACCGAAGCAUCAUACUGUAUGACAUGAGGGAAGCAACUCCCCUCCAGAAGGUUAUUAUGAACAUGAGGAGUAACACCUUGUGCUGGAAUCCGAUGGAAGCUUAUAUCUUCACGUGUGCAAAUGAAGAUUACCACCUGUACACAUACGACAUGCGGCAACUGAGCAUGCCCAUUGUGAUGCACAGUGACCAUGUGUCAGCAGUUCUUGACGUGGACUACUCGCCGACAGGGAAGGAGUUUGUGUCUGCCAGUUUCGACAAAACCAUCCGCAUCUUCCCAGAGAAGAAGUCUCACAGCAGAGAGGUUUACCACACUAAAAGAAUGCAGCAUGUCAUCUGCGUGAAGUGGUCCCUGGACAACAAGUACAUCAUGACCGGCUCAGACGAGAUGAACAUUCGCUUGUGGAAAGCCAACGCCUCCGAGAAGCUGGGAUUGUUAACUACUCGGGAGAAACAGGCCCAGAACUACAGCCAGAAGCUGAAGCAGAAGUUCCAGCACCACCCACAGAUCCGGCGCAUUACACGCCACCGCCACCUGCCCAGGGAGAUCUACAGCCAGCGGAAGGAGCUGCAUGUCAUGAAGGAGGCGCGCCGCAGGAAGGAGCUCAACGUGCGCAAGCACAGCAAGCCCGGCUCCAUCCCAUAUGUGUCGGAGAAGAAGAAACACGUGGUCGCAGUGGUGGACUAGAGUGUGGUGCCUUCUGCAGAGUCCGUCUGCUUGGUGACGCUAUGCGUCUCCACCAAAGGCCAACCGCAAAGGGAGCAGUAUGGUGCUGGGAAGAUCACUACUCCUAGGGAUCACUGACUCCUCUCAGUCAUGCAUCUAAGGCUUAAGAUGGAAUAGGGGAAUUUAUUAUUUUUUUCUGCCCACUCUUACUGUUGGUUUAAGACUCUUGGAAUCGUGCAGUGUUGAAUAUCCAGCAGCUACGAUAACACCUUGAAAAUUCAACUCCUUUCUAACAGUUUAGUGUCCGCUUGCUUUUAUAUUGGAUGAAUGAAUCCUUCACCUGCAUACAUGUGAUGUAACAAGCGAUAUGUUACUCUUGAAUACCUGUUUGUAUUAAAAUACUCCAAUAAAACAUGGACUGUAAUGAUGAGGUAUUAUUUGCACAAGGGCCUUUCCAAGCCAAUUAUUUGCCAUCUGUUACCCGAGUGUUCAGUCUGGAUUCUGGUUUUCCAGCUCCUUGACAAACUUUUUUUUUUCUCCUGAGGAAAAAGUAUUUGCUUGUUCAGGUGUUUGGUUUGCCUUUGGAGUAAAUAUGUACUGAAAAGGUUGUCUU